CAGUAUAGCAGCUGUCAUUUACAAGGCAGCGAGAGAAGAGCGACUCGACGACGGGGGUGUUGUUGACAUUUCCCGGGAGCUCUAUAAAAGUUUACAACAGUGCUAUGGCAGUAUUGUCGGUAGCUUUAAAUGCAUGUUUUCAGCCGGUCAGUUGAAAACACUGAACCGUCAGACUGCUGUGCACUUCGGUUGAUUUUGUAGAAGUGCUUGUUAUCAGAAUGACUCGCGAUAUCAUUGUUGGAGAUGAGCUGCCCGACUGGGUCGGGGCAAAAGAGUUUUAUCAGAAGUAUGAUGCCAAAGAGGUGAUUGGAAGAGGUGUGAGCAGUGUUGUGCGCAGAUGUGUACACAAACAGACGGGGCAGGAGUUUGCGGUGAAGAUCAUUGAGAUCACUGCAGAGAAAAUGACAGAACAGCAGUUAGAGGAGGUGAAAAGCUCCACACUGAAGGAGAUCCAUGUUCUCAAGCUGGUGAAUGGCCACCCGUCCAUCAUUACACUGAUUGAUUCUUAUGAGUCAACAACAUUCAUAUUUUUGGUAUUUGACCUCAUGAGGAGAGGAGAGCUAUUUGAUUACUUGACUGAAAAAGUGACUCUCAGUGAAAAGGAAACCAGGAGCAUGAUGCGUGCUCUUCUGGAGGCUGUCCAGUAUCUACACUCACUAAAUAUUAUACACCGUGACCUCAAGCCUGAAAAUAUUCUGCUAGAUGACCAGGGACACAUUAAACUUUCUGACUUUGGCUUUUCCGUCCAACUGGGGCCUGAUGAAAAACUAAGAGAGUUGUGUGGAACACCAGGAUAUCUGGCACCAGAGAUUCUGAAGUGCUCCAUGGAUGAGACACAUGAGGGUUAUGGGAAAGAGGUUGACCUGUGGGCUUGUGGUGUGAUCAUGUUCACGCUUCUUGCUGGGUCUCCACCAUUCUGGCAUCGCAAACAGCUGCUGAUGCUGAGAAUGAUCAUGGAAGGCCGGUACCAGUUUAGCUCUCCAGAGUGGGAUGACCGGUCUGACACCGUCAAAGACUUGAUCUCAAGGCUUUUAGUGUUGGAACCCACUCUUCGCCUCACGGCCGAAGAAGCUCUAGCUCAUCCUUUCUUCCGUCAGUACCAAAAGGAGGAAGUGCGGCUCUUUAGCCCCAGGAAGACAUUUAAGGCCCUGAUCUUGACUGUGUUAGCCUGUAUACGAAUGCAGAGCCGCUACUACCGAGCCAGACCAUUAACAAAGGAGCUCCUAGCAAGAGACCCUUAUUCCAUCCGCGGUGUGCGCAAGCUGAUCGACGGCUGUGCUUUCCGCAUAUAUGGACACUGGGUCAAGAAAGGGGAGCAACAGAACCGAGCUGCUCUAUUCCAGAACACAGCUAAAAUCAUUCUACUGGGCCUUGAAGACCUUGAAAACUAAAGGGCAUUUUUUUGUUUCUGAAGAUAUUCCUCGUCUGUCCAUUUACAGUGCUUUUUAAUUUUAGCACCGUGCCACGUGACCUCAUUUUAACCACUCACUGUGGAUUUUAUGUUUUUUAAAUGUAAGUUUUAUCACAAACAUAUCGGUGGUAUCAUCUGAUAUUGCGUAUUAUAUGGACCAGCUUGAUAUGAAGAGAUAAGAAAAUAAAUAAAUAAAAUAAAUUACUUGGAUUUACAAUUACCUAACGGAGCUCGUAUCCUGUUCAAGCUCUCUAGCCUUUGAUUGGUUUUGACACAAAGCAGAUUGUAUUUGCAUUUAUUAUCAUUCGUAUGCUUUGAAAACAAUUCCAGGAUAUUGAAGACUAAACCAUAAAUGGACAAGGGAGAUGUAAUAAUGUGGAGUGGACUUUAAGCCUUUCAAUUCAAAAGAUAACAUACUUGAAACAUAGCAUUACAGAUGUGUAACCCUACUGAGAGUUGUGUGUACUGGUUUUAUUCAUUUUUAUCUUUUAAAUAUGUUUUACCACUUGUUGCUUUUAUCACAGUUGACUACACAUUAUCCAUUCAUCAUGAAGGUACUGUACUAAUUCUAAACAGGUACACAUAUAUGAAUAAUAUAUAUAUAAUUACUGUA
Molecule: messenger RNA, 2024 nt
Organism: Carassius gibelio (silver crucian carp)
Lineage: Eukaryota; Metazoa; Chordata; Actinopteri; Cypriniformes; Cyprinidae
Product: phosphorylase b kinase gamma catalytic chain, liver/testis isoform-like
Exons: 10
Coding region: 219-1391 (390 amino acids)
Biological process (GO): glycogen biosynthetic process; protein phosphorylation
Cellular component (GO): phosphorylase kinase complex
Molecular function (GO): phosphorylase kinase activity; ATP binding; calmodulin binding
Source: RefSeq, a predicted model, not a curated record